Messenger RNA from Suillus clintonianus, 917 nucleotides. RefSeq lists its product as uncharacterized. The record is from RefSeq and is a predicted model, not a curated record. The transcript has 3 exons. The coding region runs from base 69 to 827 and encodes 252 amino acids. NCBI's taxonomy places the organism in Eukaryota, Fungi, Basidiomycota, Agaricomycetes, Boletales, Suillaceae.
CUCGUUUCAAUUAGUCACGAGUAUUCCUCCUUCCUCGAAGUCGAACCUUUCCUGCGGUAGCAAUCACCAUGCAGACAGUUAACUCAAAAGUCAAUCUCUUGCCGGCCUCGGAUAUCAUUGAUGCACUGCAGAACAUUCUGCAUUCACAUGGAAUUAUUGGACCAGACCUCGAAACCCCGUACUACCGAGCCAUUUUACCAAAUACUCACGUCCCUGCCAUCGAGCUCAACGGCGAGAGAAUAGGCACAAUCGUCGCCGCACGCCAGGAGCAGCUGGAUGCAGUUUUGCGCGACAUCUCAGGUCUAGAAGCGAUCACGGACGGCAUAAAAAAUCUUCACCAGCAACUCGUCGAACAGAAAGACCAAAUCACGCAGUCCAUGACUUUCCACAAGGGACUCGUAUCGUCUCUCUGCCGCUUGCCCACUGAAGUCUUAUCCCAAAAUUUCCACCACUGUCUCCCAGGAGACAAGUACAUGUCACCUGUAUCAAAGUUUUCCCCCAUGCUGCUGACUAGAAUAUGCCGACAAUGGAGGGAAAUUGCUGUGGAUAUGCCCAGUUUAUGGUGCAUGUUGUAUGUGACAAUCGACAUCGGCAGAGUUAGGGAAGAGGAAUAUUUGGACGACGACAGUUAUUCGGAUGAGUCAGAUGUGGAAGUCGACAACGGAGACUGGCAGCGAGCAGCUGUCUUCUAUAACUCCUGGCUCAAGAGAUCACGAGGACGCCCGCUCUCGUUGGUGGUCGAGCGCUGCCACACAGCCAAGCUACGACGAAGCCUUCUUCAGCCUUACAUCGAUCAAAUCUCAUGUCUCUCUAUACGUUUUUCAUGAGGAGAGGGUGGAACUCGAUUUCUGUUAAAAGACAUACCAGCACUUCAAGAGCUGGUCAUAGUAGGGACGAGAGAUACUGAUAUUGAUGAU